Molecule: messenger RNA, 3842 nt
Organism: Cinara cedri
Lineage: Eukaryota; Metazoa; Arthropoda; Insecta; Hemiptera; Aphididae
Source: the annotation of a GenBank genome assembly
AGUUCAGUAACAGAAAUAUUGUUUACUUGUUAGUUCAUUUAUUUAUUUGAGUUAUAAAAUGUACUUCACAUUUUUAGUAUUUUAAUCCUCAGGAUUUAUUUUACUUGCAGUUGAAUCAUGAAAUUAUUCUAUUUUUUAACGAGAAUAUAACCUUAUUAACCGAAAAUUAGUAUUAUGAAGUAAAUUCCAAAUUUAAGUUAUUAUUUUUUUUUAGGAUAUAGUAUAAGAAAUGGCAUUUCUUUCUUGUAUCAAAUUAUGGUAUGUACACAAUAAAAAUUAGUCUUAUUAAUAAUUUGUUUUCAUUUUAUUUAUUUUAAAAUAAUUUACAAUCUUUACAGUUUUGUAUAAUAAGUAAGUUUUAUAUAAGGCAAAACCUAUUUGAGAGUAUCUGUGAAAUAAUGGAACCUUAGUAAUAAUUAAUAUUGUAGAUUAUUAAAAUAUUUAUUUCUAAAUUCAGUAUUAUGUGAUUGAUAAUAACAAUGUAUUAUUUUAUGAUAAUAUUUUGAAAUUUAUGAAUAUAAUUAAAUAAUUUAUUCAUAGUAUUUCGUUUAUUGUUGCCACCAAAAUUGUUACGGAUCCUUUCUUUAGGGAAAGACAAUGUAUAAAAAAAUAUAACGAGUAUGAAAUACGUAGUCACGAAGUAGUACUUUAUAAAGAAAAACACUCAAUUACACUACAAAUUAAUAAAAUAUUAUAUUUGGUAAAUAGUAAUACAGAAGUUAAUAUUCUGUAUGUGUCGGAUUCAGGACUAUCGUACGUCGUCUUUAUCGACGGCGUACGAACCACCCGACAGUAUAAUAUCAUGGUAUGUAUAAUAUAAUACAAUACAUUCGUUUAUACUAAGUUCUUAAUGCUAAACCAAUGGUUCUUAAAUACUCGAAUACUAGGGAUUCUUAACAAAACUAAUUUUCUAAUAUUUAUUUUUAGGUUUUCCAUUUUAGUAUCUAUUAUUGCAAUAAUUCUUUUGCAAAAUACAUUACCAAAGUUAUCAAAUCUUGAUCAAAAUAAAUCUUCGUUAAACACUUUUGUUAACAAUAGUCUUGGAUAUUGUUUAAUAUUAAUUCCAGGAUAUUGGCUUUACAAAUUUGCCAAACAUCAAGAUUUAGGAGGUAAAGUAAUUUGUUCUAAACUAAUUUUAAAUCAAUAUUGCGUAUAAUUAACAAUUAUUAUUAAACACUAACAGAUAAUCAUUUAACAAGUAAACUGUUAAAAAUAUUAUUUGGAGAUAAACACGAUUCAGAGCCAUUAUCACCUAGUGCCAAUGGACCAGUAAACUUUAAAAAAGAUUUAUUUACAUUUUUAUAUUGUUUUGGAGGUUUACAAGUGUCUUAUUUGAUUUGGGGUGUAAUUCAAGAAAAAAUGAUAUCACAGGUAUUUGAAAGUAUCCAUGAAUGUUAAUAAUUGAUUAUUAAUCAUGCCAACUGUUCAGUUCACACAAAAUCAAUUAUAUGCUUUUGUAAUAUUAAUUAUAUAUACUUUUUAUAGUCUUAUGGUACAAGUGAAUCAUCAAAAUUUCACGACUCACAAAUGUUAGUAUUUUUGAAUAGAGGUUUAUCUACAAUUUUGUCAGCUAUAUUCUUAUUUUUAAAUGAAGGUAUACAAUCAAAAAAAUCACCACCUUUAUAUAAAUAUAGCUAUUGUACUGUGUCUAACAUUAUAAGUUCCUGGUGUCAAUAUGAGGCACUCAAGUAUGUCAGUUUUCCUACACAGGUAUGCAUUUAUUUAAGAAUAUUUAUCUGGUACAUCAUUCUAUUUUUGUAACUCAUUCAGGUAUUGGCAAAAUGUUGUAAAAUCAUCCCGGUCAUGUUAAUGGGAAAACUAAUAUCUGGUAAAAAGUAUGAUUACUAUGAAUAUGUUUCUGCAAUUGGAAUUUGGAUUGGUAUGGCUAUGUUUCAAUUUUUCACAGAAAACAAACAUUCUGGUAAAUAAUGUACUAAUUUUAUAUUAAGUUUUAAAAUAAUUACUUACAAUCAUACAAAUUUCAAUAUUAUAUUAUUCUUUUUGUUUAUUUGUUAUUUUUCUCUAGAUAUUACGACUUGUACAACAGGAGUUAUCUUGCUUAUAGGGUACUUAGCAUCAGAUGGCUUCACAUCACCAUGGCAAAAAAAAAUCUUUACUGAAUACCAAGUAACCAAUAUGCAAAUGGUUUUUGCCCAGUCAUUAUUAUCAUCAAUUUUUACGACUGUACCAUUAUAUCAAGUUGGUUCAUUCAAAAAAACAUAUGCAUUUAUAAAUGAGGUAUUUUAUUAUUAAUGAUUUAAGUACAAGUAUGAACAUGUUAUAAUAAAUCUGUUCAUUUUUAGUAUCCAGAAUUUUUAAUAGAUUGUUUAGUUUUAUCUGUGAGUUCCACAUGUGGACAACUAUUCAUUUCCAAAACUAUUUCCAAGUUUGGCCCAGAUAUUUUCGCUAUAAUAAUGACUAUACGACAAGUAAAAUAUAAAAAAAACAAUCAUUAAGUUACAUUCAAAUAUAUUUUAUCAAAACGAAUUAUAUAAAAUAUUAUUCAAGUUUUUCAUUUUAUUUUAACAAUUAUUAAUUAAAAAUACUUUUGAAAUGUAGGUAUUCAUUAUUUUCUUAGAUUUUAAUGUAAACAUAAGCAACUGCAUUUUUUACCAUGUUUUAUAUUUUGGUUUUGAUAAUUUUGUUUGUAUGCCUAUGUAUAACUAUAAUCAUAUUAAUGUAUAUUUUGUUGUAUUUGUAUUUUAUUUUUAAGGCUUUAUCAAUAAUAAUUUCCUGCAUACGAUAUCAUCAUCCUGUUGGUAUUAUGGCCGCAUUUGGAAUUGUUUUUGUUUUCAUUUCAUUAUUUAUACGUUUCUAUUGUAGUUUUCGUAUAAAAACAAAAAAAGCUCCAAAUCAUACAACGUUCAAAGUAUGAGUAAAGACAGGUAAUUGCUUAGCUGAUGAUUAUUAAAAAUAUAUCUCCUGUAUAUAUAUGUACAAAAUAUAAAAUAACAAAUAACUGUUUUUGAAUUGUAAUUUUAAGUCGUUGAAUCACUGCUAUUAAAAGUCAGUAAUGAAACCAUACUGAAGAACAUUUAAGUUGCUUGAAAUACAAGUUGUAUGCAUCUUAGAAUGUUUUCUAGCCAGAAUGUUCUUUUUUGCCUCAAUACAACACUCAUAUUGCUGACAGCACAGUGAUAAUAAAUGACAUUACAACACAUACUGCCUUGUCAUCUACGUUAUAUUGGCAUGAUAAAAUGUUUAUAACACUUCAAUGAGACAGACACUGUCGCACUAGUUACAAAUUUGUCUAGUGAUGAUAUUUUUUUUUGAGUAUCAUUAUUGAUUUGGGAUAUGUAAGAGAAAAUUCAAACAUAAAAAAUAUACCAAGUUAUAGAAAUUAAGAUUGCACUUCAAAUAUCAGUGGUGCUUCCAUUUUACAUUACAACAUAUAAUUUUUUUAAUUUUGUGAACAAAGAUGGAACUUUGAAUCGACAUUGAACAAUUAAUUAAUAUUAGUUUUUAAAAUGUACAAUGUACAUAAUAUUAUUAAAAUCUGUUUCAAUAGUAAAGUUCAGCAUUUGGUUAGUUUAUUCUUGAGACAAAUGUUUAAAUACUGAUUUAAAUAAUAACAAAUUGAUGCUGCUGCGUUGUCCCUUAAACCAUUCACACAGUUACUCCACCAACCACCAAAACUCAGAAUUUUUUUACCAUUAAAUUUCAGCGAAAAUAGUGUUAGAAGUCAGAUAACGAGUAGUUCAGUGGUAGAGUAAUCACUCAGCAAGUGAGAGCUCUGGUUCAAUUCGCUGUUCAGCUGCUUUAUUUUUAGUACUAUUUUUCCGGACAAGAACGGCUACAUUAAAUGUAACAUUAAUGUGUAUUUUGUAACUAAAAUCAUAUAA